GGCUGGCCCUGCGGCCAGACCAGGAGGCUGAGCUCCAGCCCGGGAGCCCGGUUCAGCGACACCCCGGCCGGCGCCGGCGCCCGCCCGGCCCCGAGGGAGGCGGGGAAGCAGGGAGGAGGCGGCGCCAUCAGCAGCCCGCGCCUCACCCGCACCCUCAGCACCCCGCCCGCAGUCCGCGCUGCACCGGCUGGCGUCUGCGGAGGCUCCCUCGGCCUGGCCCCGGCCGCCUGAGCCGCGCUGAGACCUGGACAGCGGCAGCGCGGGGAGGAGGUGGCAGCAGGUCGGGAGGCCGGAGCCGGGCCGGCGACCCGCCAUGGAGACCCGCUACAACCUGAAGAGUCCGGCUGUUAAACGUUUAAUGAAAGAAGCAGCAGAAUUGAAAGAUCCAACAGAUCAUUACCAUGCACAACCUUUGGAGGAUAACCUUUUUGAAUGGCACUUCACAGUUAGAGGGCCCCCAGAUUCUGAUUUUGAUGGAGGAGUUUAUCAUGGGCGGAUAGUACUGCCACCAGAGUAUCCCAUGAAACCACCAAGCAUUAUUCUCCUAACGGCUAAUGGACGAUUUGAAGUGGGCAAGAAAAUCUGUUUGAGUAUCUCAGGACAUCAUCCUGAAACUUGGCAGCCUUCAUGGAGUAUAAGGACAGCAUUAUUAGCCAUCAUUGGGUUUAUGCCAACAAAAGGAGAAGGAGCCAUAGGUUCUCUAGAUUAUACACCCGAGGAAAGAAGAGCGCUUGCCAAAAAAUCACAAGAUUUCUAUUGUGAAGGAUGUGGCUCUGCCAUGAAGGAUGUCCUGUUGCCUUUAAAAUCUGGAAGUGAUUCAAGCCAGGCUGACCAAGAAGCCAAGGAACUGGCUAGACAAAUCAGUUUUAAGGCAGAAGUCAAUUCGUCUGGAAAGACUAUCGCUGAGUCAAACUUAAACCACUCUUUUUCACUAAAUGAUUUACAAGAUGAUAUACCUACAGCAUUCCAGGGUGCUACAGCUAGUACAUCGUAUGGAGUCCAGAAUCCCUCGUCAGCAUCCUUUCAACAACCUACCCAACCUGUAGCUAAGAAUACCUCCAUGAGCCCUCGACAGCGCCGAGCCCAGCAGCAGAGUCAAAGAAGAUCAUCUACUUCACCAGAUGUAAUCCAGGGCCCGCAGCCAAGAGACAACCACACUGAUCAUGGCGGAUCAGCUGUACUGAUUGUCAUCCUGACUUUGGCAUUGGCAGCUCUUAUAUUCCGAAGAAUAUAUCUGGCCAAUGAGUACAUAUUUGACUUUGAGUUAUAAUAUUGUUUUGUGACUUAAGAGCUGUGACUCAACUGCUUUAUUAAACAUUCUGCAUUGGGUAUAAUCUAAGAAUUGUUUACAAAAAGAUUAUUUUGUAUUUACCCUUCAUUCCUUUUUUUGAUUCUUCAAAGUUCAGUAUAAAUAUAGCUAGACAUUCAGACUAUGUCCAGCAGCGUGUCCUGCUUACUUUAAGGAACCGGAAAUCAAAGUUCCUUGUCUCAUUAUUUGAUCUGCUUUACCGAGAAAUAAUUUAUUGUUAAUAAUUUAUUUCUCAUGCCUCAGCUCCUUUUUAUGUAAAUUUGUGAACUUUUCUGUGUAGCCCUUGGAAAUUUUUAGAUAAAAGAUGAUGUUUUAAGUUCUAAUGAGUAUUACUAAUGACUCGAUACCAUUUAUUGAGUACUUUGUUUCUACUUACAUAGAAUGGUACAGGGAUAGAAGAGUUGAAAAGGGAAAGCAAAACUCUUCAAGUAGCUUUCAUGUCAUUCAUAGGAGAUAUGCUGGUAUUGCUCAUUCUGUGACUUAGUGUCCUAAACAUUCUUCAGUGAAAAUAACUAUAUUUCCGUUAAAUGUUUAUGAGGAAAUGAGAUCACAUAUUUGUUAUUGGAUGUUACUUGAAGAGGGGGUACUUUGUAACCACUUUGAUAUCUUGUUAUCCUCCUCUCCAAUAUGCACACAAAUUUAAAAAGAAAGACAACAAUCUGCCACAGAUCCUUAUUUUAAGGAAGAAAGGGUCCAUGCCGAGAAAUCACUUGGUUUUCCAGAAGUAGGAGAAUCUUCAGAUUUGAAUGUUUGCUCUGCUUUGAAUUGUAUAUCUUUGAGAUGUAUUCUAUGCCUAGCUUUGUAAUCACUAUAAAUUUUAAUUCUAGGAAUAUGCAUAAUGUUGAAAUAUUUCAUGUACCAUUUUAAUAGAAAAGCUCAGGGCCCAAGCAACAGUGAUAGAAGUUAGAAAAACCUUUACUUAGAAUUGUCUACCUAAUUAAAGCCCAAGAAAGAAUUUUCAGAGGAAAAAUCAAUAUAUAACUUAGUGCUAGCUAGUUCCACAGACUCUAAUAGAUAAUUUUGUCAUCAUAAUGCUUGUGAGACCAUAUAAUCACAGGAAAACAUUGCUUUCAGCAUGUUCAGGUAGCAGUAUUGAGGGUACUCUUGAUGGUAUUGUUAAUGAAGAUUCAAUUUUUAAAUACAGGCAGUCCCUAGCUUUCAAAUAGGUUAUGCUCUAAAAGUGCAUUUAUAAGUUAAUUUUUUUUUUACAAGUUGAACAAUGUUGUAAAUGGUAUUUAGGGUAUAGACCAGUCCAUAAAAGUUAGCCCAUGUGUAUCUUUAAUAGUUUGGGGGAGGGUAUUCAUAAAGUCCUUUAUGUGGUUUUAACUAACUGAAAUUAUGGGGCAAGAUAGAAAGAAUUUGUAAAAUCAUUUUAAAGGCAAAUUUAAUUUUUACUCUUGUUUAUGAGACUUUGGUUCUAUUAGCUAGCAAACACAAUUUGUUUUCAUAACCAGUUUUCCUUUAUGUCUACACCUAAGAUAGGAAUAUAUUGUAUAUUAUUAUAUAAUACAGAAUUGUCUUAAACUUUAAUAAAUUAGCAUUUUAAAGGUUUACAGAUUGUUUGUUAUAUCUUUAGUUGAAGUUGGUAAAGUCUAAAAAAGCCCAAGGACUUUAUGAAGACCUCAUAUGUCAGGAAAAUUAUAGGUUACCAUUUUAUAACUUUAUAAGUUAUAAGUGCAUAAGAAAAUGCAUUCUGAAGUCUUGAUUUGGAAUAUAAGAAAUUAGAAGUGUUGGUUUGUUGGUCAGUGGUCUUCAAGCAAGAGGUCACCAACCCAAGUGGGAAGACCAGAUAGUGUUAUCACCUGAGCAGAAAGAAAUCCGCACACCCUCAACCUAUGCUGAGAUUAAUCGUGUGCUAGAAGCAAUCUUCCCUCCAUUUCCUCUCAGUCAUACUUGAGCCAGCCUCUGGAUCUGUGUGAUCUUGCUGCAUGUUUCCAUGGGGUACACUUACACUUUAAAGUUAAGCAAAGAAGAUUUUGCACCGUGCAGAUACUUCUCUGUCUGCUUGACUUCUCUUCCCUUACUGACAACUAACUGGCCACCGGCUUGUUUGUGUUGGGAUUGUUUUGGCUCCUGACAAACCAUCUGAAAGUGGCACAAUUUCCUUCUUCCCUUUCACCUCACACCUGCUCCCUAAAAAUCCUUAAGUUGUUAAUGUGAACCACAAUGUGGGGUUAAAUGAGCAAAAUUGAUCUUUGAGGCCUUUCUUACUCAACAAGCCACUGAGCGGCUUCUUCAGAAAACUAUUAUUUUAAAUCCCUACGUUUUCCCUUAAUUCCAGCAUAAGGCCAAAACUGUAUGUGUAUUCUGGUAGGUAAAGGCUUAGGACUCUGUCUUCCCCUAGUCCUCAGAUCUAGGUAACUCAUGGCUUUUUCUUUGAACAACACAGCACACGACCACAUAUCAAGGUCGUUAAAAUAGCAUGCUUAAAAAAAUAGUUUGUUUCACCUGUAACUGUUUAGGCCAAUGAAUCUUUCAAAUUUUAUGUAAUGUGGGGCUUUUAUGUAGCACUUUAUGUUUUCAUGCUGCUUAUUGUUUUAUUCUACUGAAAUAAAUGAAUUUCAUCAA
This is a messenger RNA of Lemur catta (Ring-tailed lemur), 3877 nucleotides long. RefSeq names its product ubiquitin conjugating enzyme E2 J1 (gene UBE2J1). Bases 314 to 1270 code for a protein of 318 amino acids. The transcript is spliced from 8 exons. The record is from RefSeq and is a predicted model, not a curated record. NCBI's taxonomy places the organism in Eukaryota, Metazoa, Chordata, Mammalia, Primates, Lemuridae.